AUGACGAAUCCUUCAACUUCUUUGUAUUUACAAUGUCUCAUCGGGAUUCAGUGUCAGGACUUCGUGUUGGUAGCCGCAGACCAGACAAAUAUACAGAGUAUUAUCGUCAUGAGCGACGACGAGGAUAAGCUCCACAACAUUUCGGAUAGUCUUGUAAUGGGAGUUAUAGGAGAUCACGCUGAUGCGGUACAUUUGCAGCAGUACAUUACCAAGAACUUGCAGUUGUACAAGCUGAAGAACGGAUACGAGUUGGACACGCCUGCCGUGGUCCAUUUCACAAGGAGGACCCUGUCUGAUAGUUUGAAAAAUGGCAAUCCUACGAUGGUGAAUAUGCUAUUAGCUGGUUAUGAUAGGAACACAGGCAGUGCACUAUACGCCCUGGACUUCUUGGCUUCUUGCGUCAAAGUGCCGUACGCUGUCCACGGCUUCGGAGGCAUCAUCAGCUUGGGUAUCCUGGAUGACCUCUACAGACCAACGUUAUCGCAAACAGAAGCUUACGAAGUAUUGAAAGUUUGCAUCAGGGAGAUACAGAAGAGACUGUUUGCUAAUCUGAAGAAUUUCCAAGUUAAGAUUGUGUCUAGAUGCGGCAUCAAGACGCUGCCGACGAUAAACGCAGAUACUUUUAGUAAAUAA
This is a messenger RNA of Bombyx mandarina (wild silkworm), 633 nucleotides long. Its product is annotated as proteasome subunit beta type-2. The record is from RefSeq and is a predicted model, not a curated record. Gene Ontology annotation, biological process: proteasomal protein catabolic process. Gene Ontology annotation, cellular component: cytoplasm; nucleus; proteasome core complex. Lineage: Eukaryota; Metazoa; Arthropoda; Insecta; Lepidoptera; Bombycidae.